Lasiosphaeria miniovina is the source of this 1281-nucleotide messenger RNA. RefSeq names its product secretory lipase-domain-containing protein. Gene Ontology annotation, biological process: lipid catabolic process. NCBI's taxonomy places the organism in Eukaryota, Fungi, Ascomycota, Sordariomycetes, Sordariales, Lasiosphaeriaceae. The record is from RefSeq and is a predicted model, not a curated record. Gene Ontology annotation, molecular function: triacylglycerol lipase activity. The annotation marks the transcript as partial. The transcript has a single exon.
CCGCCGUCUCGAGAUGAGUGGUACAAGGCGCCAGCUGGCUGGGAGUCUGCGGCCCCUGGGACGCCGCUCAGGGUGCGCUCGCACGCUUACAACCCGGCCGUUCUCAACAUCAAGAACUGUCGCGACGUGUUCCAGGUCCUGUACCGGUCCAGCGACACGCACGGCAACGCCAGCUGGGCCGUGACGACCGUGUUUGUGCCGCAAAAAUACGCCAACUGCACCGCCGCGCCCGCCAGCGCCAACUGCACCGCCUCGACGCCGGCGACCCAGCAGCGCGACGACUUCCACGCCCUAGUCUCGUACCAGGUGCCCAUGGACAGCGUGUCGGUCGACGCCUCGCCCAGCUGGCUGCUCCAGUCGCGCGAGCCGUACGGCGAGCUGCGCGACCUGCUCGCGCGCGGCUGGCUCGUCGCCGCGCCCGACUACGAGGGCCCCCAGGCGAGCUAUUGCGCCGGCGGCCAGGCCGCCUAUGCCACGCUGGACGGCAUCCGCGCCGUGCUGGCCGUCACCAUCACCAGCGGCAGCACCGCCAACAUCACAACCACCACCACCAGCAACCACUCAACCGCCGCCGCGCCCGCCAUUCCAUACCGCCUCCACGGCGGCGGCGGCUACGGCGCCAACAGCACGCUGCCGCGCGUCGCCAUCUGGGGGUACAGCGGCGGCGCAUUCGCUGCCGCGUUCGCGCUGGAGCGCGCGGCGGCAUACGCGGCCGACCUGGUCCCGUUCCUCGCGGGCGUCGUAGUGGGCGGGCCGGCGCCGAACCUGACGACAGUCGCGCAGAACAUGAACGCGCGCGACACGGCGGGGCUGCUCGUGGCGUCGCUGGUGGGCGUCACGGCGCAGCAGGCGCCCGCGCGCGCCGCCCUCGAGGCCCGCCUCAACGCCGCCGGCCCGCGCAACGCCACGGCCUUCCUCGCCGUGCGCCGCAUGUCGGGCGUCGACGCGCUGGUCGCCUACGCUAUGCAGAAUGUGUAUGACUACUUCCAGGGCGGCGAGCGCGACGUCUGGUCGCCCCUCGUCCAGCAGGUCAUCGACGCCGACGCCGUCAUGGGCGCCCGCCCGCAGCAGCUGUCGAUGCCGCGAAGCGUGCCGGUGUUCGUGUACAAGGCUGUGCAGGACGAGAUGAGCGGCGUCGGCGAGACGGAUGAGCUUGUGAGCCGGUACUGUGAGGCCGGCGCGACCGUGCUGUACCACCGCAAUGUGCUGGGCGGCCACAAUGAUGAGCUCUGGAGCGGCCGCCUGCGCACGCUGGCGUUUCUGGAGAAUGUGUUGGAUGGC